AUGGGAAGAGCUAAUAGAGAAAUACUAACAGGGGGGAAACGAUACAAAGAAAAGAAGCUCAAGAAUAGAGUUGCAGAAGUUGUUUUCGAUAAAGAAAAUCGUAAAAAUUACCUAACGGGGUUUCAUAAACGUAAGUUGGAGAGAAAGAAGAAAGCACAAGAAUAUCUUGAAGAACAAGCAAAGAAGGACAGACUAGAAGAAAGAGCUAGGAUUAGGGAAGAGAGAAAGGCGGUAGUUCAGCAAAAAUUGGCAGAAAUAGAGGCUGCAAAAGAACUAAAUCCAUUUUUAAAUUCCGAGAGUGAAGGCUGUGACAGUGAAGAAGACAGUGACAAUGUCGAUGAAGAGGAGAACGAUGCUGAUGGAAACGGUAAAAAGGAGGAUGGCGUUAAGUUUCAAGGGGAAUGGGGUGGAUUUGAAAAGGACGAUCAAAAUAACGAUACUGAAGAAACUGAAAAAAAAAGUAAAAAAUCUGAUCAUGCAAAGGGAAUACUAAAGAAACAGAUCUACGAAAUCGAUAACCAAGAUGCUCCAGUUACAGGCACAUCUGAAGUUACCAUUGAAAGCUUAGAAAACCCAAACUCCAUCACUGUUGAUAUUACCAAAAAAAUGAAUGUAGAUCUUUCCAAGGCCGAUGAGGUGUUGAAUAGUUCCAUUGCGAAAGCUAAAAAAUAUGCAAAAUUGAUGGGUCUUAGUGAAACACCUGUAGAAACUGAAAAGAUUAAAAAGCCGAAAAAGAAAAAGUUCAGAUACUUGUCAACGACAGAGAGAAAGGUUAAUAAUCUGAAAAUCAAGCAAAAACAACAGAAAAGAAGAAACAAAGAUAGAGAAUAG
This is a messenger RNA of Pichia kudriavzevii, 831 nucleotides long. RefSeq lists its product as uncharacterized. The coding region runs from base 1 to 831 and encodes 276 amino acids. The transcript has a single exon. Gene Ontology annotation, cellular component: nucleolus. Gene Ontology annotation, molecular function: RNA binding. Lineage: Eukaryota; Fungi; Ascomycota; Pichiomycetes; Pichiales; Pichiaceae. The record is from RefSeq and is a predicted model, not a curated record.